AUGAAACUUUCAGGUAUAUUAUUAUGUAUUAUUAUUCUCACGGCAUCAUGCAUUGAAGGUGGUCCAGCGGCUUAUGCUCUAUGUCAAGCUGGAUGUGCGGCAGUCGUUGUUGCAUGCUAUGCAGCAGCAGGUGCUGUAUUUGGUACUGUUACCGCUGGAGCUGCUACAGCACCAGCUAUACUGGCUUGCAACAUAGCCUUUGGAAAAUGUUCGGCAGUUUGUGCAGCUAUAGCAUUAACGCCAACACCUUAA
Molecule: messenger RNA, 252 nt
Organism: Rotaria sp. Silwood1
Lineage: Eukaryota; Metazoa; Rotifera; Eurotatoria; Philodinida; Philodinidae
Source: the annotation of a GenBank genome assembly